Molecule: messenger RNA, 1716 nt
Organism: Micromonas commoda
Lineage: Eukaryota; Viridiplantae; Chlorophyta; Mamiellophyceae; Mamiellales; Mamiellaceae
Exons: 2
Coding region: 1-1716 (571 amino acids)
Cellular component (GO): mitotic spindle pole; spindle microtubule; cytoplasm
Molecular function (GO): microtubule binding
Source: RefSeq, a predicted model, not a curated record
AUGGCGACGCUGACUGGGAGCGCGGGCAACGCGCCGCAGCGCUUCGCCUCGCUCAGCGGCAUCCGCCGAAGUGGCAGUGGAUUUGAGAUGGACGACACCACCGCGCCGCUGUACAGCAACAAGACGUCGCGCGAGGGUUUCGCGCACUGGACCACCUCGCACCUCCCUCCGAGGAAGAGACUCGGGGACGGGAAGCGCCGGUUCGAGACCAACCUGCCGUACGGGGAGUUCGCCGAGGUUCCCGAGGUGCACGUCGAUCCGCUUGACACGCCCGAGAAGCCCGAGAGGAAUCCAUUCUGGGAGCAGAUCUUCCAGCGUGCGCAGAAGAGGUCGCCGAGCCCGCGGAAACGCAAGGAUAAGAAGGGACAGAUCUCGUACAAGGGCUUCAGGCCCAGCUUCAACUUCCCGAAGGCGCUCGGGCCCAAGCGCGUGGGACGGUUCCUGGGCCAAAAGGUUGGGCAGGUUGGGCAGCUCGGCCGACGGCUCUUCCGGCCCCCGCUUCACCUGCUGCAGUUCGCGGCGGUGCUCAUCCUCAAUGUCACCUACUCGGUCACGUACAACAUCGGCGUUGAAACGUUCGGCGGGCUGCCGGGGCACGUCAGACAGCUGGCGAAGUGGCUCUGGGGCGCCUCGGAGAGGAAAGGGGAGGACCCGCACGAGCACCUCAAGAGUAAGCUGUUUCCAGAGGGGGUCCCGCUCUCGCCCGGAAAAAUCAAGCAGAAGAUGCAGGACGGCUUGCACGGGCUGGGGAAAAACUCGCGGAAGCUAACCGGCAUGGUGGUGGGCGGUAUGCGACGCACGUGCAGCGGGUUCCAGUCGCAGGAGUCUCAGAACGAGCAGCGACGGGUGGACUUUUUCGUGAAGGAGGGGCGACGGUGUAACUCGAUGUGCGACUCCGCCGGCGCCGUGGAGAACUUUCGACAGGCGGUCGCCAUACGGCCGUCGGAUCCCGACCUGCUCGUGUGCCUGUCCAAAUCCCUCUCCGAUCGGGUGUUCACGGAGGAUGUCUUUCACAAUCACCCGCUGGCGAGGGCCAUCUCGAAGGAGGCUGCCGAGAUCAGCGAGCGUGCCAUCGAGCUCAACCCGAAGUGUGCCGAGGCGCACCUGUGCCUGGGCGCGGCGCUCGGUCGGCUGUCCAUGUGGAGCGACAACCGCGAGAAGGUCGAGCUGUCGGGGACCAUCAAGGAGCGGUGCGAGGAGGCCAUCCGGCUGGAUCCCACCUCGGACCUGGCGCUUCACGUGCUGGGGAGGUACCAGCACCAGAUGGCCAACCUGGGACGGAUCGUGCGAGCGCUGGUGCGGGUCAUGUACGGGGGCAAGCUCGAGCCCGGAACGCUCGAGGAGGCUGAGGCAUUGUUCAGGCGGGCCGUCGAGAUUGCGCCCAAGCGCCUGAUUCACAGGGUUGAGCUGGGUAAGCUGCUGCUGGACAUGCAGCGCAAGGAAGAGGCGCACGACCAGCUCGUGCUCGCAAUGACGUUGCCCAGGGAGGACAUCAACUCGGAGCACGAGCGGAGGGACGCGGCCGAGCUCCUCAAAAAGCACUGGGGGGAGAAGGUCGUGAUUCCGACGUUUACGGAUCCUCCUCCGACGCCGCCGCCGAGGCUGAGCAGUGUCUCCCGCAGGAGCUCGUUUGACACAAGCGGCCGCAGGAGCUUUGACGACGUCAGGGAGAAUCCCUUCCUGACCAGGGCCGCGCAGCAGGCUGCCGCGGCCUGA